CACUAUAUAAACCCGGCUCGCUCCACUUUCCUCCUCAGCUCCACUCCGCGAGCGUUAUCAACCUGAAACCCCACAAUCGAAUAACCCAACGAAACAAAAAAGCAAAAAAAAGCCAGAGCUUCCAGCAGUUUGAGUAACAGUCAAUGGUGGGCUUGGCCAAGAUCGCCAUGGGAUGGCUCAAAGAGCCACUGAGCUGGCUUUUCAUUGCCUCCGUGGUCUUCGUGGUGCUGCAGCGGCAGCGGCGGCGUGGCAAGGCCAAGGCGCCGCCGCUGCCUCCGGGGCCGUACCCGCUGCCGAUCGUCGGCAACAUGUUCAUAAUGGACCAGCUGACCCACCGGGGCCUCGCGGCUCUGGCAAAGCGGUACGGCGGCAUUCUCCACCUCCGCCUCGGCCAGGUCCACGCCGUCGUCCUGUCGACGCCGGAGUAUGCCCGGGAGGUGCUGCAGGCGCAGGACGUCGCCUUCUCGAACCGGCCAGCCACGGUCGCCGCCAUCUACCUCACCUACGACCGCGCCGACAUGGCGUUCGCGCACUACGGGCCCUUCUGGCGCCAGAUGCGCAAGCUGUGCGUGAUGAAGCUCUUCAGCCGGCGCCGCGCGGGGACCUGGCUCGCCGUGCGCGACGAGUCCGCGGCGCUGGUCCGGGCCGUGGCACGGCGGAGCGGCGAGUGCGUGAACCUCGGCGAGCUCAUCUUCAACCUCACCAAGAACGUCACCUUCCGCGCCGCGUUCGGCGCCGACGCCGCCGGCGACGCCGGGAAGCGGGACGAGUUCAUCGCCAUCAUGCAGGAGUUCUCCCAGCUCUUCGGCGGGUCCAGCAUCGGCGACUUCAUCCCGUGGCUCGGCUGGGCGGACCAGGGCCUCAACGUGCGCGCCCGCGCCGCGCGCGCCGCCCUGGACGAGUUCAUCGACAGGAUCAUCGACGAGCACAUGAGGAGAGGCAAGAACCCCGACGACGUGGACGCCGACAUGGUGGACGACAUGCUCGCGUUCCUCCCUGAGGCGAAGCCGAAGAAGACCGCUGGCGACGACCUGCAGAACUCGCUCCGCCUCACUCGUGAAAAUAUCAAGGCCAUGAUCAUGGACGUGAUGUUUGGUGGGACGGAGACGGUGGCAUCGGGGAUCGAGUGGGCAAUGACGGAGAUGAUGCACAGCCCCGACGACAUUUGUCGACUGCAGCAGGAGCUCGCCGACGUGGUGGGUCUCGACCGGAACGUGGACGAGUCAGACCUCGACAAGCUCCCCUUCCUCAAGUGUGUAAUCAAGGAGACACUCCGGCUACACCCGCCCAUCCCGAUUCUCCACCACGAGAACGUCGAGGACUGUGUCGUCGGUGGCUAUUCAGUGCCCCGGGGAUCCAGUGUCAUGAUCAACGUAUUCGCCAUUGGCCGCGACGCCAAGGUGUGGAAGGACGCCAACAUGUUCCGACCGUCGAGGUUUAUGGCGGGGGAAGGGGAGGCCGCAAGGGUUGACUUCAAGGGCAACUGCUUUGAGUUCCUGCCAUUUGGGUCCGGUCGCCGCUCGUGCCCCGGGAUGGCGCUUGGCAUCUACUCACUGGAAUUUGCUGUCGCGCAGCUCGCCCACGGGUUCAGCUGGGCGCUGCCCGACGGCAUGAAGCCAUCGGAGCUCGACAUGACUGACAUCUUCGGUCUCACCGCGCCACGCUUCACCAGGCUGUGUGCAGUGCCCACACCCCGGCUUACUUACCCUUUGGUCUCUGAUGUCGAUGCCACGCCCAAGGCGUGACGUCACGUCAUAUGCGCACAUAAAAGUAUGUAGCACAAUAAAGAUGUUUCACUCGAUUCAGGGUAACACUAUAUCAGAUUAUUAGACAACGGGUCCAUGGAUCCAAAAUCGAGUCAAACUUUGUAAACAUUGACCAGGUUCAUAGAUACUUUUAGAUUCACCAUGAAACAUAUCGUGCAUUUGUGCGGGCGCUUGCUACAGCCAAGCAUGCAUUUUACUUUAUUCUUAAAGAAAACGAACUGUUAAUUAUUGCAAGAGUCAUCCGUAAAAAUUUUUAUUGCAAGAGUCCAUUGUUCCAAAGAAACAUUCUUAAUAUACUAAAUCUAGCCUGGUUUGAUUUAUCUGGAUUUUUUGACUUUUUCCUUUCAGUAAAAUCAGGCCAAUAGGACAGUGACACGUUAAUUUGUGGGGGAGCUGGCGGGGUGCGCUUCUGCGUGCAUUUGACGAUUUUGCUGUGGAUAGACGGUCAAAGUUUGGCUGUUAACUAUAGAUUGCAAUCUGACUGAUUUGUUAUGUUUGUAUAGUCGGUGGCCGCUGAAAUCGCUAGCCCUACGCGCUUCGAGAGAGACCUCGUCGACGUCAAGGCCACCACGGCACCGCCGAACAAGACUAUAAAUAGACUCUCCUUUGCUCUGCCUCACCUUCCUCCCCGCUCCACAGCCGAGCUCCCGUUCCCUUCAUCCAGCGUCUCCCCUUUCCCCCCGUCUCCUCUCCGCCCGCGUCCCGCCCGAAACCCACGCGCAAUCAUCUUCCACAUCCGUGUGCUCCGCUGCGGUGCUGCCGACGGUAGUCUGCGCCGUGGCUAUACUCCCCACGCGUCGCCUGCCCCGACGGCCCGAGGGUCCUCACGUGUCACGCCGCCUCGGCUGGAGUGUGCCAAGAGAUGAUGGUCAACCUUUGGUUGCACGGCGUGGUGGCCCGCCAUAGGACUCGACGGUACUGUCGCCGGCGCUCUGCACCUUCCGCCGGUGUCUCCUGUACGUGCCUACAUCACUCCCUGUCCCUUGUCCCCGCUACAGCCGGUGGACCUCCACAUGUCGGACGAGAACGAGGGCACUGACGACCAUGGUCAGUCCCAUGACACCAUGCCUCUCCCACCUCUUUCGGUGGCUUUCUGCUGCCCCUGCACUGGGAGCUCAACGUGGAGGGACUCGCCAUGGAUCGAGCAUCGUUCUGGAGUCUGGACGCGGCUGCCCACUGCCGUGCAAGUUGACUGUUCCAACGCCCACCAAGUGUCUGACGUAAUGUUUGGACGGCUGUAGGUAAAAGAAAAUCAGUUCUAUCCAGAAACUAUGUUGCUAUACUCCUAAUUUUGUGUUCUUCCAAGAGAUUUGACUUCACCAUUAAUAGAGCGAACGGACUUUCCUCAACAAUGCACCAUAUAUUGUUUCCACAUUCAUUUUUCUCUUUAUUAACUUAGUUAUUCUCUUAUUACCAUGUUUAUGAUUUCCGCUGCAAAGUUUGAUGACAUGUUUCCUCUUAUAGUGCUGAUGAUAAACCAUCAAAGGUUAUAUGCGUGUUCCAUCCCAAGCACAAUUCUUUUUCUUUACAUGUUCCUUUUGUGAUAUGUCUGCUUAUGCAAUGAGGCUCAGCUUGCUACUGGUGGAUUGCAGCUUGGAAAUAUGUUGAAAGAGAGCUUUACUGUCAGGAAGCCCUCCAUAGGAAAUAGGAUGCAGUGUAAAAUGGACUGUGCCUUAACCCUUGUUUGGCAUGAACUUCAUGAAUGAGGCAAUUGAGCUCUACACAACAAGCAUAUUUAAUACAUCAAGGUUGUUAGGCACAAUUGUUCAUGUAGAACCAUCUGCUAAACUUACUAUGACUUCCUUUCUAGGGUGCUCCAUGGAAUCUUCGAACAGAUCAAUGGAUAAAGAAAAAAAGAGAAGUCAACACAGGGCUCUGUGAGGCCUGCUGCUUCCGGUCGUCCCCCCCAAGAGUGUCGGGAGAAGCGGCUGCUACAGAACGCAUCGCACGCUAUAUGCUCAUGGGUCUUCAGGUCAGGGAUGGGAGGCUCUUCUACAAGCUCAUGAUCGACAUCGAGGAGCUGCAUAUCCUUAUUUAUAGAGAUAAUUAUAAGUUUACGAGAAAUUUAGUGUGCUCUACAUCUAAUUUCAGAGGAAGUACAUGCACUGUAGCAGCAUGCAAGUGGGUUCAUGCCAUUGUACAUAGCAAGUUCCAGCUGCUGUAUAUCCUUACUUUCAGAGACAAUUUGUAGUUUCUGAGAAAUAUAUAUUUCAUAGCACGAGCACGUGACUAUGAGAGAUUAUUAGAACAGUAGUUCUACCUACUAUCACAUGUAUUUUUCCGUUGAUUGUACAAGUUUACAUGUAUAUCUCUGAAUAAAGAAGAACCUUAUUACUGAAGUUAUAGAAACUGAA
Molecule: messenger RNA, 4120 nt
Organism: Triticum urartu
Lineage: Eukaryota; Viridiplantae; Streptophyta; Magnoliopsida; Poales; Poaceae
Product: cytochrome P450 84A1
Molecular function (GO): iron ion binding; heme binding; oxidoreductase activity, acting on paired donors, with incorporation or reduction of molecular oxygen
Source: RefSeq, a predicted model, not a curated record